UAAAAAUGCGGUGCAAAUAUGAAAGAUGGGAGUAAAACUAAGAGUACAAGGACAAGAGGGAGCUACAUGGGGUACAAUUCAUUGUUAAGGAGCCCAAAGAAGGAAGAACAACAGGUUCCGGAUGCCACUCCCUCUGAACUCGACGGCACCAAAGGAAGCUACGCACGUGGAGAGAUUGAGAUCAUCGACGAAUUGGAUGGUCUUUUGGGCGAUGAAAAUGGAGAAUUGUCCAGGGAUAAGAUAGAUGGUCAUCUCAGCUGGGACAUCAUGGUCUGGGACACCGGACUCCAGCAUGCGGAUGAAGAAGACGACGAGGGAGACCACAAGGUUUAUAGUGCCGCCAAAUACUUGGACGAAGAGAGCGAAUAUAAUAAUAAAGCUGUGAAGACAGAACAACUUGGUUUCUGGGAAUUAGAUGAUGAGAAAAGGGUUUCCCUCAACUUGAAUUUGAAUUACCAAGAUGUAUUAGAUGCAUGGUCGGAUCGUGGGCCUCUAUGGGCUGAUGAUUGUUCCAUUUCAGCGGCCACCAACGUCAACGGCUAUUAUAUGGGAGAAGUGCCGAUGAUGGAGCUAGAAGAAAGAACAAGAAGGGAAGCGAGUGUUCUUAGAUACAAAGAGAAGCGUCAGACUAGAUUGUUCUGCAAGAAGAUAAGGUAUGAAGUCCGCAAACUCAACGCAGAUAAACGGCCCAGGCUCAAGGGUCGGUUUGUGAAGAGAGUUUCCUGAGAGAAGAUAACCAAGACGUUGCUUCAAAUAUCUGAUGAAGAUAUCUUUUAGUCUGCGGAAUUUUU
Hibiscus syriacus is the source of this 791-nucleotide messenger RNA. RefSeq names its product protein CHLOROPLAST IMPORT APPARATUS 2-like. Gene Ontology annotation, cellular component: nucleus. The record is from RefSeq and is a predicted model, not a curated record. Gene Ontology annotation, molecular function: protein binding. The coding region runs from base 19 to 726 and encodes 235 amino acids. NCBI's taxonomy places the organism in Eukaryota, Viridiplantae, Streptophyta, Magnoliopsida, Malvales, Malvaceae. The transcript has 3 exons. Gene Ontology annotation, biological process: regulation of DNA-templated transcription.